GGCGCGCGUACCGGCAGCAGCAGCACGACCACCCCUCGCGAGCUAGCUACAACCCCGCGCCAGCGGCGCCAUAUAUACGGGCCCCCGCGGCGCCGCGCCUCGGCAACAAGAGGGGAGAGAACGCUUGCUCCCUCGACGGAGCCAUGGGGCGGUCGCCGUGCUGCGAGAAGGCGCACACGAACAAGGGCGCGUGGACCAAGGAGGAGGACGAGCGGCUGGUGGCGUACAUCCGGGCGCACGGCGAGGGGUGCUGGCGCUCGCUGCCCAAGGCCGCGGGGCUGCUGCGAUGCGGCAAGAGCUGCCGGCUGCGCUGGAUGAACUACCUCCGCCCAGACCUCAAGCGCGGCAACUUCACCGACGACGAGGAUGAGGUCAUCAUCCGCCUGCACGCCAUCCUCGGAAACAAGUGGUCUCUUAUCGCCGGGCAGCUGCCGGGCCGGACGGACAACGAGAUCAAGAACUACUGGAACACGCACAUCAAGCGCAAGCUCCUAGCCCGCGGCAUCGACCCGCAGACGCACCGCCCGCUCGGCAGCGCCGCCGCGGCGGCGGCGGCUCCCGGCGUCGCGGCGCACCGGGCGCCGGCGCUGCUGCACCCCGCGACCGCCGUCCCGGCCCUCGCAGCCGCGAAGCCGUCGCCGGCGGCGUCGUCAUCGGACGACGGCGCGCGCAGCAGCAGUACCAGCACCAGCACGGGGAAGGCGCGGUGCCCCGACCUGAACCUGGACCUGUCCGUGGGCUUGCCGCCGGCGGCCGACACGCCCAGCUCGCAGCCGGUGUGCCUGUGCUACCGCCUGGGGCUCCGCGCCGGGGAGGCCUGCGGCUGCCAGGCUGACAAGCCGGGCCCGCAGGGGUUCAGAUAUUUCAGGCCGUUGGAGCAAGGCCAGUACAUAUGAGGGAGUGUUUAGAUAGCUUCACGGCAGUUUGUAAGGCAGCCAGUUUUCUGAAGCAGCGGACAGCAAUGUUCGAGAAAGAGAAAAGAAAAAGGAGGUCGAAAGAUCUCUGGUCUUGACGUAAUGCUUCUUCCUUGUCGUUCAAAAUUCACAAAUCACAAUCUCUCCCUCUCAUCUGGUUGUUUGAAAUUACCACUUCAAAUCAAGGUGCUUCUUCCUGGA
Messenger RNA from Panicum virgatum (switchgrass), 1115 nucleotides. RefSeq names its product myb-related protein 308-like. The transcript has 2 exons. The record is from RefSeq and is a predicted model, not a curated record. Bases 144 to 896 code for a protein of 250 amino acids. Lineage: Eukaryota; Viridiplantae; Streptophyta; Magnoliopsida; Poales; Poaceae.